CUAGCGAUGGCGUAGAUAGACUAGCUAGAAAGGAGGCAGAGACUAAAUACUAGUGCCUCGUACCAGUUUCAGGCUGAAGAGUGCUGCGAGAGUCAAAUCCAUCGUCAGGUUGAUGAUUGUAAAGAGGUUGACCAACCAAGGAACCAAGCAAUGCCGAAGUGGUAGAGAAGCAAAUGGGCGAAGAGAGAAUAAAUCGCAAGAGGCUUUUCGGGUUGGAUUUCUAAGCAGGAGUCACUGGCUUCCCCACUUGCAGCCUGAGGUUUGCACCGGCAGAACACCUCAGGCUACACUUUUUGCCUUCUGCAGGGUUUUGUAGCCAAUCAUCAUCUUCCAUUCUAUCCACCGCCCCUCGAGGCCAUCGCCCCCCUCUUAGUUCAGUCGAAGAUUCCAUUCCAUCUGCCCUCUC
Messenger RNA from Aspergillus neoniger CBS 115656, 406 nucleotides. RefSeq lists its product as uncharacterized. NCBI's taxonomy places the organism in Eukaryota, Fungi, Ascomycota, Eurotiomycetes, Eurotiales, Aspergillaceae. The transcript has a single exon. Bases 113 to 316 code for a protein of 67 amino acids. The record is from RefSeq and is a predicted model, not a curated record.